Microbotryum saponariae is the source of this 1274-nucleotide messenger RNA. NCBI's taxonomy places the organism in Eukaryota, Fungi, Basidiomycota, Microbotryomycetes, Microbotryales, Microbotryaceae. The record is from the annotation of a GenBank genome assembly.
AUGUGGUGGUGCAUCAACGCGAUCCUCUUCUUCUGCUACUUCUCGCGCACCCCUCCCUCCUACACCAACACCGAAGCCGCGACGGCCUUUUUGGGCGGUUCGACUUUUCUCGUCGGUUCUUACCUCGGCUGGGUCGAGAGUUUGAAUCCGGCGAGAGAUGCGGAAUUUGGGUGGGAAGUGGAUGAGUUGAGGAGGUUAGUUUGAGAUGAGGGGGAGCAGAGGGUGAAUGGAUGCUUCGGCUGACUGGCAAGCUUCGUACGACUCAGGACGCUUCGCGAACCAGCUCAAAACUCGCACCAAUCCCUCGGACGAAAACGCCGUCAUUUCGGACGACAUCUUCCCCAUCCACGUCAUCACGACCACCACCAUCACUCCAUGAACUCCGACCAAUCCGCACACCUGCGUCACCGUCUCGCGAACCCUCAUUCCCCUUCCCCUCCCUCUCGGUCGCUCUCCCGAUCCUCUACCCUCGUCCCAUCCCCAGCGUUCUCCACAGCCUCCCCUGACCCUCCCCCUCCCUGGCGCUGGUAUGGUACGACCCCCACCCUGGCCUACAUCGCCAACACGGUCCAGUUAUUCGGCUCCGUAACCUUCUUUAUAUCCGUUCUCUGCGGACUUCCCGGAAUCCUGCCCGUCUCGGGUCAAACAGGUGGUCCGGAACAAUCCCGCACCAGUGAGGGGUUAUGGAUUGGGAUGUAUUGGAGUAUGCAGAUCGUAGGAGCGCCUUGUUUCAUGUUCGCCGGAAUGGUCUUUGCAUUGGAGACGCAGGAAAGGUGGUGGUUGCCUAAGGUCGGGGAUGUGGGGUGGCAGAUGUGAGAAUUCUUUUUCGUGAAGGUGUUUCCGAAUCGGAUGAGGGAUCGGAGACGCUGACCACAUGACCAUGUCUUUUCCUUUUGUCUAUUCUACCAGUGGCUUCUGGAAUUUCUGCGGAGGUGAGCCCUAGCGUUUCGCACAGUCUUCCAGAAACAGUGUCGAGCCCGCCCACUCACCCCCCACAUCAUCCCCCUUCCCGCCCACCCACUUAGGCGUCGGUUUCCUCCUCAGUCCCAUAUUCGGUAUCUAUCGCCAAACUUCCAUCGGAGACCCUUUUAAAUUCCAAGUCCGUUCUCUUCGCUUUGCAUAGUAUCUCGCCACGUCAUUUCCGCGGGAAAGACGGACCACUGACAUUCCGUCCAUCUUAACCCCCGCGCGCUCGCUCGCUCGCUCGCUCUCAGUAUUGGGGUACGGCUUUCUCGACUUUUCUUGGUUCAUGGGCUUUUUUAAUUGGGUCGUGA